AUGACUGUGCCAUCGACAUUAUCGGAACCCGUCGCGGUCUACUGCGCAUCAUCCAUGGGGCGCAAAGAUGCGUACAGGUUGGCAGCUGUGUCUGUCGGACAUGCCCUCGCAGAAGCCAAUCGACCCCUCGUAUAUGGAGGGGGAUCGAAAGGCAUCAUGGGUGUAGUGUCUGGCGCAGCCUUGGAAAAAGGUGGCAGAGUAACAGGCGUCGUACCGUACCCCAUGCUCGUCGCGGGAGGCGAACAAGAUAAAACAUCCCCAUCAAAAAUCCGACUCAACGAGAAAGGAAGAGAGAAGAUCAUAGUCGAUACGAUGCACGAGCGCAAAGUCGAGAUGGCAAGGCGCUCGUGCGCCUUCAUCGGACUGCCUGGUGGCUUCGGCACUUUUGAAGAAAUCAUGGAAGUUACAACCUGGACCCAAUUAGGCAUCCACAACAAACCCGUCAUUUUACUCAACGUUCACUCUUAUUGGGAGCCUAUUCGGUCCAUGAUACAAACGGCAGUCGACGAGGGAUUCGUUCAGCCCCACAAUGCAGCACUUGUAUCAUUCGUUAACGGCCCUGGUCCCGAUGCCUCUACGGAGGAGCACGAAAAUUUCGACUGGGGAAGAGCUGCGAUCAAGGUGAUAGAGAAUUGGAAGCGAGACCCCGGCGAAUGCCCGUAUGAUUGGACGGCCAGUAGAUCUGGGGGAGAGAAGGACGAGCUUGACGCCAUCUAA
Pleurotus ostreatus (oyster mushroom) is the source of this 717-nucleotide messenger RNA. RefSeq lists its product as uncharacterized. The transcript is spliced from 5 exons. Gene Ontology annotation, cellular component: cytosol. The record is from RefSeq and is a predicted model, not a curated record. Gene Ontology annotation, biological process: cytokinin biosynthetic process. The coding region runs from base 1 to 717 and encodes 238 amino acids. NCBI's taxonomy places the organism in Eukaryota, Fungi, Basidiomycota, Agaricomycetes, Agaricales, Pleurotaceae. Gene Ontology annotation, molecular function: hydrolase activity, hydrolyzing N-glycosyl compounds.